AUCAAUACUAAAAAGAAUCCACGACAAAAGUUCCCUUGAGGACUAUCUUCAAGAGCCAUUACAGAGUAUACCCUGUAAUGGAACGGAACUCUUGGAUACAUGGAGGGGGAAAGAAUUCUUAAGGCGCUUCUGAAUGGUGAAACAGACGAUCUCUUUGAAGAUACCAAGAACUACCUCUCUCCAUUGCGAUCACCUCUGAAUGCCAAAAAUGGCUGCAAGUUGGGCUGCAAAAUUGCAGAAGAAUCUGUGUCAAAAUACACAUUGUUUUCAACCAAGUUUCUGAGAUGUGCUAUUGAGACCUUGAAAAAGGUCAAAACAAAAGGGAAACACCUUGAUGAAAUCACAAACUCCUUAAAUUUAGUGAGUACAUUGCUCAGUGACACAUUAGCUAUUGAGAAUGGUAAAUACCUCAAGUUUAUUCCUUCUCUGGACCAACUUGGCAAGACGAUAUAUUUGAUUAUGGUUCAGCUUAUAUCUAAGUCACAGUUUGACAAGGCUUUUUGUCAUGCUAGUGACUUGCUCAAGUUCAUUCAAGUUGUUAAAUCAUGGAAAAACUAUGACAGUGGAAAAAUGGAGAAGGAGCUCUCUUCACUUGCUACUCGAACAUCUGAUGCUUUGCUUCAAGGAGCAGGAAAGUUAGAGGAAGUGAAGGUAACUGCAACAGAAAGAGCAUCUCAUUUGUGUGUUGUUUUGGACUGGAGAAGGUUGUCAUUACUUUUCCAAGUAGAAGAGGUCACACCUUCUUCACUGAAAUCACUUGUGGAUAAAACUUUGAAAUGUGGAACAAAAUAUCAGCUUGACUGUGGGCAGAAGAAUGUCGAUUUUAAGUAUCUGACAAAUUUCUUUGAAUCUGUUUUUAACAAGCUCAUGGUGAAGUUUGGACAACUGAUCAUUGGUUGUUUAGACUCAAUCUUGUUUGUAGCUGAACUAGGAUUUCACUAUGGCAGGAGUUGCAGCAAAGCUGGAAUGUCAAUGCAAGCCUUAGAUGUUUUUGACAAACUCUUGGAAAUUUCAAGAAAUGUCAUCCAUACCAAGAAUGGACACUCAAAGCUUCAUACACCACAUCAAAUUUGUUGUUGCAUUUGUUUCAUUGGCAAGGCUACAAUUUUGUUAAACUGCUCCUCAAAUCCAACAUCAGAAACUCUUGAUUCUCUUGAAACAGUACUGUCAGAGGGAAGCAGACUACUUUCACAACUAUUAAAAUGCAAGGGUUUGUCAUCAUCAAUGUUGAAAGUUGUUUCAGAUUCCUUAGAGUAUUUCAGAGUUACUUUACAAAAUUAUUCCACCAAAGAAACAAAAAAAGCAACACCCCUCUCAUGGAGAAUUUGUCAAGAGGCAAUGCAGCUACUCAAGUUAUAUGGGACAAUUCUGUCACGUCAUUGUGAACUCAUCAAGAAUGCUCUGCGCAAAGCCAGCAGUGACAACUUGAUUUUACAGUAUACCCAACAGUUACAAAAGACCACAGCAAGACAACUGACCCUCUUGAACUUUGUAAUUUCUUCUUAUCAAGAUCAGCUGAAAAGUGAAGAGAAGGCAAAAGUUUGUGACAGGAGUUCAAGAAUUUAUAUCCUAAGAGAAUGUUUUACAGUUGCACAACAGGCAAACAAGGUUAUUCAAAAUGCUCUUGAAGAUCCUGACAUUCCUAUGUCUCCAAAUGAGCUGCGAUGGCUAGGUAGCAGUGUCUACAAUGUAGGCUGUGUGUCCUAUAAAAGUGACUGUUUUGCUGAGGGAGUGCCAUUGCUGGCUCUUGCUUGUGAUGAGUUAAAAAUCUGGAGCUUUGGGGCUGAAACAGAGGAGAAAAUUGUUCUCCAAGCUGAAGAGGUGAAGCUGCUCACAAAGUAUGCCUUACUGGUUGACUGUCAAAGAAGAGCUGGAGGAAUCAGGGAUGCACUAAAGACUGCUACAACUCUGGUCCUGAUAGCACUGAAAACAACCCCUGAUGCCCACAUCAUAAAACAGCAAGUCAAACUGUGGGCCUCAGUGAAACAUGAGCUGACAAAGAAUCUUCAGAAUGGAGAAAAACUGUUUGAAAGAUCCAGAACCCUAUGCAGUGCAUUUGCAGAGCAAGAAGAUGCAGAAGAUGUUGAAGGAAGCCAGCUUUGUUUUGUUUUACAGGAAGAGCUUGCUUGUUACAAGGCAAAAAGCUAUGACACAGCAGUAGAGCAAAUUGCAGUCAUCAAACAGAUAAUGGAGCUGUACCUUGUUCAAGAAGAUGAAUUCCACCAUGCGUCAGCUAUGUUAGAACUUGCUAUAGCUUUGCAUAGCCUAGGAGAUGUAGAGCUUGAAGAAGAGAAAUCUGCACUUGAGUACUGUCAAGAAGCUGGGGAGAUUCUAGAGCAGUUAUUGGACUCAGAAGGCUGCAAAGAUGAGGAGGGAAACUUGCAAGCAUGUCUGCUGGAUAGACUUGGUGCUGUCUAUUUAUGGCAGGCUUUGUUUGAGCACAAAGAUGCCAUGAAUGACAGAGCAACUUCAGCAAUGCAAGAGCUCAGUGACAGUUAUGAAGCCGAAGAGAUAGAAGAUAUUUGCCUGGAGCAACCAUUUAUGGCAUCACUUCAUGCAGCUUUGGAAACAUGGACAGCACUAAGAACCAAAUCACUGCAACAAGACCCCAGUGGAAAGGUUAACCUGGACCAUUUUAUUAAUCCUGAGGAGACGUAUCGUUACUUGCUUAUCACAGCAGAAAUGUUUGGGCUUUUAAAACAGCCCCUCAAAAAGGUUGGUGCUCUGUACAUGGCUGCCAGUAUAUCCCAAUCAUUUGGUACCAAAGAUAUGCUGGAUAGUGGAUUGUGUGCCCUAAGUGAUGCUGUUCACUUGUUGUGUGACAUGCUGGACUUGUCACAUGCUUCAGUUAUUCUGUCUCAUGCCACCAACCUGAUGAAUAGAUUUGAGCCAUGCAGUACAUCAUGGGUUCAAUUCUUGUUGGCCAAGAGUCACUAUUUGCUGGUGACAGGAAAGUUUUCAGAAGGAGAGGACUCUCUAAAAGAAGCAUCAGAGAGUGAAGUCUUUACACACAAGAGCUAUAAGUCACACCUGUUGAAAGCUAGAUGGCAAUCAAUUUGCUGUAAAUAUGCAAUGUUCCCACCUACAGUCCAUGAAUUUAAGAUAGUUGUUGAUCCUCUGCUUGGUUCACUGACUCCUCUGGAAUGGGCCAUAGAUGAGCUUCAUAAGCUAACACAAAUGGCUGAAGAGAUCUUUGGUUUGGAUGUAUUUUGUACUGGCAAACAGAUGCAAAAACAAGAGGAAAAUUUGUCAGAUUUGCUAUUCAAGUCAGAGGGUUCUGGCCAAAGCCUUUUUAGACUGUCUAUCCUAAAUGACUUGCUGUCAGCCCUGUUACAAGUUGGUCAGCUGUAUGCUCAUCAGGGAGCUGUGAGGGAAGCAUUGAGGCAAUUUGUGGAUGGAAUUACACUGGCAAGGCAAUUUUGCCUGCCAUACAGGACUAUGGAAUUCCUUAUCAACAUUGUACAGCUUGAAGUGAUGCAAGGCAAGACAGAAAAGAGCCAAUGUAGGGUUGAUCAGGUGCAGAGAAUCCUUCAACCAACUAUGAAAUCUGAAAGCAAGUCUAAACUCUCCGAAUGUUGUGUUCAAGAACCACUGUUCACAGAACAUCCACAAACAUGUGAAUGUGUCGGUUGCCUUGAUCCUGUAUUGCAUGUUAUCUUUGUGGAGUACUUGAUGAGUCUUUCCAACCACCUUGCACUUACCUCAAGACCUGAACAAUCAUUGCUAGCCUUGGAUGUGGCCAACUUAGUUUGUGAAACUGCUAUGUAUAAAAUAAAACAUGCUUUAAAAAGACUUGAUGCUGUUGUGUAUCCUUUGGAAACCAAUGAUGAAAGUUCAAAGGGAACAAAGAAAAGAAAAGGAGCCAAUUCUGGAAGAGGGAGAAAACAGAAGAAGGAUGCAGUGGUAACAGAAUGCUCUAUUUCACAGUCCAUGUUCAGUCAGCAUCAAGUUACUUUGCAUUGCAUGAAUGCCAAGACCUUACUUCAGAAUGGAAACCUUACAAAAGCCAAUCUUGUGUUAUCAGAAGCAAUGGUGCUAUUACACUAUUUAGAAAAUGUGAAUCAGAGCACCCCAGCUCACUUGGUGCAUCAUAAAGCCAUUUUACUCCACUUACAAGGAGUAGCAGUAUUGCUUGGAAACAGGAAUUUGGCUAGUGAAGUUUCUGUAGAUCGUAACUGGUUUUAUAAGACUCAGAUGAACACCACAUCUUGUGGAAGUACAGAAGAAAAUCCUAUUGUUGUUGUGGAUGAUGAAGAACCUGAGCUUGAAAUGCCAAGAAAGGCUUCAAAUAGAAAAACCAGGACUUCUAAAGCUGUGGAAAAAACUUCUACUUUGGAUAAUGGGAGGAAGAAAUCUUCAAGAGCAAAGGGCAGGGGAAAGAACAAAAAAGUAACAGAGGAGCAUUUAGAAUGUGAGAAAUCUGAUGCAAAUCCUGAACAAAAGCCAAAGCAACAAACUAGGAAACCAUCUAAAGCUAUUUGUUGUGAUGUGGGUGAUCAUAUCCAAGCUUCUGUCAAACAGCUCAAUCAAGCCAUCCAGUACUUCAGUGAAGCAUUUAAUCUCUGUCAAGUGUGUCCUCCUCCUGCCCUGUUCUCUGACAUCUGUCAAGGAUUAGCCUUCUGCCUUGGAAGAUCAGCACCUGAACUCACAACAUACUACUUAAACUUGUCCAUGUCUGUUACUCUUAGACAUCAAGCUGUUACCAGAACAGGAAAGAGAAUAAAGAGAUUAGCAAAGGAUUUUUCUCAACCUUUGCCAGAGAAUGAAAGAGAUCUAGUGCAGCUUGCAGAACAUCUUUCUUCCUUGUCACUUGAUGACUCUUCAACUGAUAAUACUCACCAUAAACUGGCAGCUCUGGUAAAGACUCGAAACAUCAUGAAGUUUUCUUUGUGUGCAAAUGAAAGAGGAAAACUAUGUCUAUUUACUCCAGAAGAAAUUUCCCUUUUGCAGAACAUGCCUAAAGAGUGGACUGUUUGCACUUUGGAAACCUUCACACAUCCAGUGAGCAAGGACAGAGAACUGCUGAUCAGCAGGAUGAGGGCUGGCUGUGAUCCUGCUGUGGUUAAGAUUAACACAACAUCUGGAGAGGAACAGAGCAAGGAUUGCAUUGGAGAUGAAGUUGUUAUGGAUCUUUCAAAACUGUUCCAGUCUGGUGUAUUGGAGGAGUUUGCAGAUAUAAUGAGUGACAGCAUCAAAAGUAUGAACAUUAACAACACAGCAGAGUGGUGGGCACUGAGGACAAGGCUUGACAGGAGAAUGAAGAACCUUUUGGAGAAGAUUGAAGGUUCUUGGCUUGGGAGAUGGAGAGGAGUUCUUCUUGGUCAGCCUGUCAGUCAGGAACAUCAUGAAUCAGUAGCAUCCCUAGCUAGAGAGUUGGAAGAGAAGAUAUUAGUCAUGUGUGGAUACCAACCCGAUUAUCAUUUGCUUGAGGUCCUCAUAGAUUCAUCAUUCUGCUUGUCAAGAAAAGAAACUGCUGAAGCACUGAUUGAAAUUACUGGCAUGGAUGCUACCUUACCAUCCUUUGAAAAACUACUUGAUGAAGUUGAGAACCUCACUGGCAAGCUAUUUGAAGACAGAGACAAGAAGAGCAGCAUAAACAGGUCUGGUGAUCACUCUGCUGAGAACAUUGCCCGCCAUCCCGUAAUCCUAAUUCUUGGGAAAGAAAUUCAGCAUCUUCCUUGGGAAAGUAUACCCAUGCUGUUUGACCAACCUGUGACUAGGGUCCCAUCUCUGCAGUAUCUUUUGUCCAAGUUAUCUUGUCAGAGACAGUUGCCAGAGAUUAAUCCUGAGAAAACAUUCUAUGCACUCAAUCCUCAGAAUAACCUGCCUAACACUCAGAAAAUGUUUCAGAAGUGGUUUGAAAGUGAGGAUGGAUGGCAGGGUAUCACUGGCAAUGCUCCAACACAGGAACAGUUCAGGAGUGCUUUGACUGACCAUGACCUGUUCAUAUAUUUUGGUCAUGGCACUGGGCGUGAAUUUCUCCAGGGUGAUGACAUUCAGAGGUUGGAUUGUCGAGCGGUCACUCUGCUUAUGGGUUGCAGCUCUGGAAAAUUACAGAUUGGUGGUGAGUGUGAGCCAAGAGGGAUGGCAUUAAACUAUCUUCUGGCAGGCUGCCCAGCCAUUGUUGCUAACCUGUGGGAUGUUACUGACAAAGACAUUGAUCGCUUCAGUGAAUUGCUGCUGAAACAGUGGCUUCAAUCAGGGUUGUGUUUGUCAUUACCACAAGUACUAAGCCAGUCACGACAAGCUUGUAAACUGAAAUAUCUGAUAGGAGCAUCUCCUGUACUUUAUGGCCUUCCAGCUUACACCAAAGAACAAAAUGAUUAACUAAGAUUAACAUAGAUUAGUUUUAGAAAGGAACGGCAAAGUAUUUGCCAUACUAGCAAAGUGUUGAACAAACAGUAGUGCAUACAAGGCACAGUUAUUAAUUACAUGUAAUCAAUUCACUAAUGUAUCAUCAACUGGAAACAGUUCAAGAAAAAUGUCAUCUGUAUUGUUUUUCAUUAGCUUAAAGUUUAGCUUGCAUAUUAAGGGUAUUUCUCUGAUAUCUAUAUCAAUUGUGAAAACAUAGAAAAACAUUAUUGACUGAAUUGAUGUUCCUUGUUUCCAAGCAGAUACUUGGUGAUUUUAGUAUUAAAUAUUUUUUUAAAUUCUUGUGCUCAAAUGGUGAUGAUGAUGUUGCCUCAAUAAAGUGUAAUUAUUCAUGG
Molecule: messenger RNA, 6707 nt
Organism: Pocillopora verrucosa
Lineage: Eukaryota; Metazoa; Cnidaria; Anthozoa; Scleractinia; Pocilloporidae
Biological process (GO): proteolysis; meiotic chromosome separation
Cellular component (GO): mitotic spindle; nucleus; centrosome
Molecular function (GO): cysteine-type endopeptidase activity; protein binding
Source: RefSeq, a predicted model, not a curated record